Molecule: messenger RNA, 663 nt
Organism: Raphanus sativus (radish)
Lineage: Eukaryota; Viridiplantae; Streptophyta; Magnoliopsida; Brassicales; Brassicaceae
Exons: 1
Coding region: 47-502 (151 amino acids)
Source: RefSeq, a predicted model, not a curated record
UUGAUCUCCCGAGAAGAACAUAUCAGUCACAGCAAAGAGGGGAGAGAUGUUUCAGAAAACAAACAGUUUCUUCCACAGAACACUACACAGUCUCAAGUCAAUCAUUCUCAGAGCAGGUAAGAAACUCUCUAGACCAAGAACUCACUUUUCAUGCACAUUUUGUAGAUCAAAUUCUCUUGAUGGCGACAAUUUCUACACAAGUUUCCUUAACAUCUGGGAGACUGAUUUCGAAAAAACCAUUGGAGGAGGUCCAUUAAAAUUAGAAGAAAAGGCUACUGAGCACAAACAAGAUCAUCAAGAGAAGAAAACAGAAGCUUGCUCUUCUCGUUUAUCAAGAGACUGCCGUACAAUGGAGAAAAAAAUUAAAGAGAUGUAUGUGAUUGAUACGGGAGAUAUAGAGCAAGCCCUUGACGUUGAAGAGGCACUUCAUUACUAUUCUCGUCUUCGAAGUCCUGUGUAUCUCAACAUCGUUGACAAGUUCUUCAAUGAUCUAUACGCUUAAUCCCAUCACUCUAGAGCGAUUAUACAUUUUGUUUUUUUUUUCUUCUGAUUCUUGUUUUGUUUUGGUGUACUACAAGUCUUUUCCUCUUGUAUGUUUGAAUCAUGCUUGUGUCUCAAAAUCAUUUAACAGCGAAUCAUUUCCAAUAGGCCUGCAGGUUUGGG